AUGGCGGGAGGUCUCGUCGCAUACCGACAUCUUAGUCGAAAAUCAUCCCACCGACAAGCCUUAUUACGAAACUUGGUCACAGCUCUAGUCCAGCACGAGAGCGUCCGAACAACAUGGCCCAAAGCCAAAGAAACACAACGGGUAGCCGAAAAACUCAUCACACUCGCGAAGAGGAACAAUGAAACCGCCAAACGGAAAGCCACGGGUAUAUUAUACACCCCCCACGCCCUCCUCCCCAAACUCUUCGGCGAGUUACGCGAGCGCUACCAAUCACGCCCAGGGGGGUACACCCGCGUCCUCCGCACGCAGCCCAAAUCCCGGUACGACCAAGGCGACUCCGCGAUCCUAGAACUCGUCGACGGACCCCGAGACCUACGCUUCGCCAUCACAGCCGCCGCCGUAGCACGAGACGAGCGCUUAGGCCGACAAUCAACUGAACUCACAAAGCGAAACCGGGAUAAAGUGACACGUUACCGACCUGAUGGAGCGGCUGCGUUUGAUACUAUGGUGAAGCGGGUAGCGGGGUUACGGUUAGGUGUUAAGAGUGCGAGGAAGGAGGGUAAGGAUGAUGGUUGGGAGGAUAUUCCGAGUAGUUAG
This is a messenger RNA of Hypoxylon trugodes, 597 nucleotides long. Its product is annotated as ribosomal protein L17. The record is from RefSeq and is a predicted model, not a curated record. Gene Ontology annotation, molecular function: structural constituent of ribosome. The transcript is spliced from 2 exons. Lineage: Eukaryota; Fungi; Ascomycota; Sordariomycetes; Xylariales; Hypoxylaceae. Gene Ontology annotation, cellular component: mitochondrial large ribosomal subunit; ribosome. Bases 1 to 597 code for a protein of 198 amino acids. Gene Ontology annotation, biological process: translation.